Molecule: messenger RNA, 1994 nt
Organism: Pleuronectes platessa (European plaice)
Lineage: Eukaryota; Metazoa; Chordata; Actinopteri; Pleuronectiformes; Pleuronectidae
Product: gastrula zinc finger protein XlCGF57.1-like
Exons: 2
Coding region: 44-1570 (508 amino acids)
Biological process (GO): central nervous system development; regulation of transcription by RNA polymerase II
Cellular component (GO): nucleus
Molecular function (GO): RNA polymerase II cis-regulatory region sequence-specific DNA binding; DNA-binding transcription factor activity, RNA polymerase II-specific
Source: RefSeq, a predicted model, not a curated record
UCUCAGCUCGCUCAGAGAGUCAACGUACGCAGAAAGGAGGAAGAUGUCCGCCGUGCUGAUGCUGCGGAUGUUGGUACAUGAGCGGAUCAGCGCUGCCGCUGAAGACUUCCUGCUUCAGGUGGAGAAAGGAGGAGGAAAGGCUCAAGUCCCGCCGAUGAGAGCGAUGCUCACCGAGCGGCUCACGGCGGCGGCAGAGGAGAUCCUCGCUGGGCUUGAGGAAACCUUGGCAGAGUACGAAGACAGAGUGGAGCGGUCCGAGCGAUCCGAGCGGGAGAGCUGCCGCGAGAGGAGGCUGCUCGAUGCCAUGAUGCAGCCCGUAGUCCGGCUGCACAUAGAAGUGUGUCCUGCAGACGUCCAGCAACUGAUGGUGAAUAAAGAAGAUGUUCCCCCUGAGCAGCAGCAGUGGAGCCCCCUGGUGGACCAGGAGGACCCAGAAUCCCCCCACAUUAAAGAGGAACAGGAGGAACCGUGGACCAAUCAGGAUGGACAGCAGCUUCAAGAACUGGAGGAGGCUGAUAUCAAGUUCACAUUGACUCCUGUCGCUGUGAAGAGUGAAGAAGAGGAAGAGAAACCUAAAUUGUCAAAGCCUCAUCAGAGUGAGAUGAAGGAGAACAGAGCGGACUGUGGAGGACCAGCACCAGCCAGGAACUCAGGUUCUGAUGGACGUUUACAGCGAGGUCCGGAGGACAAGACUGAAGACAGUGAGGAUGAUUUGAUGGAGACCAGUGAACCUCAGGCUGGUUUAAAUACAAGAAAUAACAAACAGCCUGUAAGUGAUUUGGGAUGUAAGACAGAAACAAAAUUGUUUAGUUGCUCUGAGUGUGGUAAAGGAUUUAACAAAAAGAGCCAUCUAAAUAAACAUAUGAGGAGUCAUGGAGCAGAGAAACCAUUCAGUUGCUCUGAGUGUGGUAAAAGAUUUAUCCAAAAGGGCCAUCUAAAUAUACAUAUGAGGAUUCAUAGAGGAGAGAAACCGUUUAGCUGCUCCGAGUGUGGUAAAAGAUUUACCCAAAGGGGCAAUCUAAAUAUACAUAUAAUGGGUCAUACAGGAGAGAAACAAUUUAGUUGCUCUGAGUGUGGUAAAAGAUUUAUCCAAAAGGGCCAUCUAAAUAUACAUAUGAGGAUUCAUAGAGGAGAGAAACCGUUUAGCUGCUCCGAGUGUGGUAAAAGAUUUACCCAAAGGGGCAAUCUAAAUAUACAUAUAAUGGGUCAUACAGGAGAGAAACAAUUUAGUUGCUCUGAGUGUGGUAAAAGAUUUAUCCGAAGGGGCUAUCUAAAUAAACAUAUGAUGGGUCAUACGGGAGAGAAACAAUUUAGUUGCUCCGAGUGUGGUAAAAGAUUUAUUCAAAAGGGCUAUCUAAAUAUACAUAUGAGGAUUCAUAGAGGAGAGAAGCCGUUUAGUUGCUCUGAGUGUGGUAAUAGAUUUAUCCAAAAGGGCCAUCUAAAUAUACAUAUGAGGAUUCAUAGAGGAGAGAAACCGUUUAGUUGCUCUGAGUGUGGUAAAAGAUUUAUCCAAAAGGGCCAUCUAAAUAUACAUAUGAGGACUCAUACAGUAGAGAAACCGUUUAGUUGAACUGAGUGUGGUAAAAGAUUUAAAACUCAGUCCUAUUGUACGAGACGUGAGAAUUCAUAAAGGAGAGAAAUGAUUCAGUUGCAACCUUUGCAACAAAAGAUUUAUCAGCACAUAUUCAUAGUUCACUGUAUUAAAUAUACUAUUAACAGUUUUAAUGUCCCUAGAAAAUAUAACUCAUUGAAUAACAAGUAAUAUUUGUAUUUAUACAUCUUGUUUCUCCUAAUUUAUCAAUUUUUCAUAAUGUCCUUGUCAUUUUAAGGUUAAGUGUAUUCUUUGCACAGUAUGAAUGUGUGUUCUAAACUAGUUCAUAUGAUUAUGUUGUUUUAAAACAACGGUUUCUUGGUUCGUCAGAUUCAAUGACAGUGUGUGUUCUCCUUUAUGUAUGGAAUUUGUUUCCAAGAAUAAAAGUCUAAUAAAAAGGUCA